This is a messenger RNA of Colletotrichum destructivum, 1190 nucleotides long. RefSeq lists its product as uncharacterized. The record is from RefSeq and is a predicted model, not a curated record. The transcript has a single exon. NCBI's taxonomy places the organism in Eukaryota, Fungi, Ascomycota, Sordariomycetes, Glomerellales, Glomerellaceae. Bases 20 to 1189 code for a protein of 389 amino acids.
CCCAAGACAACCGCAAAAUAUGGAGGCCAUCCUUGGAACCCAGGAAGAGGACUGGCCCGAGGUCGACGUAGACUCCGACACGGACGAAGGGAGAGAAGCGAUGCGACGUGCUGAGAUUGCUUUCCACGCGACCAUCGAGCGUUCCAUCAGGCAACAACACACGCAAUCAGCUGACGGCACCAUUCCACUGGCGCUUUAUGCCAAAGCACAGAGUCACCACGACCAGCUCACACAGGACGAGCGCAGCCUCCUCAACAGCCGUGGGGACGUCGUAGGCAAAGCGCUCGCCAAUCCCGACUCUCUCACCCCCGACGAGACACACCAGGUCCUGUUCUGGCCGCCGCCGGACGUGGUGCGCGCCAACAUCCAACGCGCCACCGGCGGGAAACUCAGCACACCCGGCGAGCUCUACGCCAAAGGAAAGGAUGCGGUGGACCGUGGGCAGUUCGCGACGCUGUUGAACGAGGAUGAGAUUGCAUUGCUGGCACGCAGCUUCCAUGCCACGGACGACGAGACCUUCUCCCCAGUAGACAGAUCGAAUGCUUUUGGCGCGCCGGGAGCUGGGCACGCUGUGGAGCUGAUAUCGGGCCGUUUGGGAUUGGAUGUUGUUGUCUUUCGGACUGCUUCGCUACACCAUAUGCACCAGAUGAGCCAAAUGCGACCUAUGACACUGGGGCUUCCCAGCCCCGGACUAUUGCAAUCCAUUUCGUUGCGGGAACCUAACACCACCACGCCAAGAAGUCACUUCGACCCGAGACAACAACCCCACGACAUCAUCCGCGCCAUGGCUUCUCUCCAGGAGGAGCAUGAACUCGGCAACGUGACAGACGAACCGGUAGCCGCCCGUAACAGGGAGUACCUCGCCGCCCUCCAAGCUACCUCUCCACAGGCUGGGGUUUCUAUCUCCACUCUAUCACCAUCAUCAUGGCCCAUGACGUCUCCUCUAUCGCCCGCUGACCGUUUCGGAUCUGGGCCCUGGCCACCAACUGUCCGAUCGCGCGGUCCCAUCGACCUUUUCCGGGAGGACACGCACCUCUCGGGCUUCAGUGUUGAGCCGGGAUGGUUUGCUCUCUCAGAGGGCCAACGGGACACUUACCGCGUUCGAUCCGAAACGCUCCGCCGUAAGGCAUGGGUCGAGAAUGAGACAGCUCUGGCAGCGGUUACAUCACCUACUGGUUUUCCUCGUUGAG